UACUUUUCACCAGUCUGGCUUUAACACUAGCCGGUGAUAAGCUGAAAUUUAGGUCAGCAAAUGCUCUUUUGUAAGCAGGUCAUUGUUGAACAACCUUUACACAUCACGCAACCGAGCCAGGGCGAAACGGCUAUGUUUAAAAAGGAGUUCCGUUAUGGAAGGCCCUUCACAGCGACCGAUGAAAUGAAGAGAAGUUUUGAUGAGGCGGGAUUCGUCAUUAUUCGAGGUUUGCUUGACAAGGAUGAAGUCGGUAAACUGACCAAGUCGGUGGAGACGAACGAGGCGUUCUCGCAGCAUGCUUUCAAUCUGGACGAUGGCGCAGGACGGAAAAGCAGAAUGGUGGCAUGGGAUCAUCCCGGAAGUGACGUCACUGGCAUACUAGCCAGGAGCGCAAGGGUCAUCAAAACAUGUGAAAAGCUCUUAGGGGAUGAGGUGUACCACUAUCAUGGCAAGCUGAUGAUGAAGAACCCUCAGUCUGGAGGCAAAUUUGUCUGGCAUCAGGACUACGGGUACUGGUACCAGAACGGAAACCUCUUCCCUGACAUGAUGAGUGUGUUUGUGGCCAUCGAUCAGUGCACAAUCGAAAACGGAUGUCUUCAGGUACUGAAGGGCUCCCAUAAGUGUGGACGGAUUGACCACUGCGUUGUUGGCGGCCAGACUGGGGCUGAUUUAGAAAGAGUCAGUCAACUGAAAACUGUGUGCCCCCUUGAGUAUGUGGAAAUGGAACCGGGGGACGCCCUGUUCUUCCACGCCAACCUCCUGCAUAGCAGCACUGCAAACAAUAGUGACAGAAGACGCUGGGCUUACGUCAUGGCCAUCAACACCAAACACAACAACCCUGUGAAGAAACACCACCAUCCUCAGUACACAAAACUGGACAUUGUCGACGAUUCUGCUCUGAAGGCUUGUGAAAACUACUACGACAUGACUGGGAAAGACUUCAUGAAUCCUGCGACUUCAAAAACGAUCAAAGCGGAAACUUAAGAUACCAAUACAGUCAACCUCUGUUAUCUCUUCAGGGACAUAUUGACACAAAACGGUCGUGUGGCUGGUGGUGUUUAAGGUGUAAGGUGUAAGGUGUGGAUAUAAGUGUUGAUACUGCUGUUGCUAGUACUUCUCCUCGCGCUUUGAAAAUAAAAUCAACAAAUUACUGC
This is a messenger RNA of Haliotis rubra (blacklip abalone), 1154 nucleotides long. Its product is annotated as L-proline trans-4-hydroxylase-like. The transcript is spliced from 9 exons. NCBI's taxonomy places the organism in Eukaryota, Metazoa, Mollusca, Gastropoda, Lepetellida, Haliotidae. The record is from RefSeq and is a predicted model, not a curated record. The coding region runs from base 61 to 984 and encodes 307 amino acids.